Messenger RNA from Pseudophryne corroboree (corroboree frog), 223 nucleotides. It is a transcript of the gene SMIM38, whose product is annotated as small integral membrane protein 38. Lineage: Eukaryota; Metazoa; Chordata; Amphibia; Anura; Myobatrachidae. The transcript has a single exon. The coding region runs from base 10 to 141 and encodes 43 amino acids. The record is from RefSeq and is a predicted model, not a curated record.
AAGUCUAGAAUGGAGUCAGGAAUCUUGGUAUUUUUAAUGGUAAUAAUUAUCCUAUCAAGGUUUAUUUUAUGGUCCUGUCUCAGCACUUACAUAGACUAUAAACUUUCUAAAAGAUUCCCCAAAAGACCAAAGGAAGAAUGAAAUGACUAUAGCACAUACAAACACACAACGUGUGUCAGAGGAGUACCUUUCCUGGGCACAAGCGGAUGACGUGAUCUCUUUG